AUAAAUAGGGGGGGGGGGGUUGGGUGUGUGCCAUAUGCAAAGAAUCACAAAAAAGCUUAGGAAGAAAGGCACACAAUCACUCUUUUAUUCCCCUCCCAUUUCUUGGUUUUGUUCAAACCAAAAGGGAAAGAAAGAAAGAGACAAAGAGAGAAAGAAAGAGAGAAAGAUACUUAAGAAUGUUGAGGUCGAUAACAGGGAUAAGAGGGCCAAGUGGGUUCGGCUCUGCUUCUACUGCAGAGAAAGUCACACACGCCAUUGAUGCCUCUCAUCUCACCGCCAUUGUUACAGGCGGUGGGAGUGGAAUUGGGCUGGAGACGGUGAGGGUGUUAACACUGAGGAAGGCCCAUGUCAUCAUAGCGGCCCGAAACACAGAGGCCGCAAAAGAGGCCAAAGCCCACGUUUUGAAAGACAACCCAACGGCCCGAGUUGAUGUCAUGAAACUUGACCUCUCCUCCUUGAGAUCCAUAAAGGCUUUUGCUGAUGACUUCAAAGCCCUUUCUCUCCCUCUCAACAUCUUGAUAAACAAUGCAGGCAUCAUGUUCACCCCAUUUGAGCUUUCCCAAGAUGGGCAUGAGAUGCAAUUUGCAACCAACCAUCUUGGUCAUUUUUACUUGACAAACCUUCUCCUGGACACAAUGAAGGAAACUGCAAAGACUUCUGGCAUCGAGGGCAGAAUUGUCAAUCUGUCGUCAAUAGCCCACCGCUACCCUUACAGAAAAGGAAUAAAGUUCGACCACAUCAAUGAUAAGAAAAGUUAUAAUGACAAAAUGGCCUAUGGACAGUCCAAGCUGGCAAAUAUAUUGCAUGCCAAUGAGUUGUCUCGACGUCUACGGGAAGAGGGAGCAAAUAUAAGUGUGAAUUCAGUGCACCCAGGGGUGAUAAUGACCAAUCUUAUGAGACACUCAACCCUUUUGAUGAAUAUUUUGAGGAUUUUCACUUGUGUGAUUUGGAAGAAUGUCCCCCAGGGCGCGGCUACAACUUGUUAUGUGGCUCUUCACCCCGAUCUGAAAGGCGUGUCGGGAAAGUACUUUGUUGAUUGCAACGAGUGCAAGCCAUCAAAGCUGGCUAGAAAGGAAGCUUUGGGCAAAAAGCUUUGGGAUUUCAGCAAUCAAUUGAUCAAGGAAUCUCAGAACAUGUGAAAUUCUAGUUGUGUUUUUAUUGUUUACUCUAUUGUCUAUUUAUAAGUCUUAGUGGGUAUGCAA
This is a messenger RNA of Cuscuta campestris, 1202 nucleotides long. Lineage: Eukaryota; Viridiplantae; Streptophyta; Magnoliopsida; Solanales; Convolvulaceae. The record is from the annotation of a GenBank genome assembly.